UUGACUCUUAGAAAGUAUAUGUGUGUAUUAUUGAUGAUUACUUUUAUUUCCCACAUAUAAAAUUAUUUAAGGCUCAAUAUGUUUUUUAAGACUACACAGCCUCCCUCCCUACCUCCGCUUCUUGUUUGCUGCUUUCCCCAGUAAUCUGGGAGUGAACCUUGAGUCCACAGUUUCCAGGUCAGGGUCUGGGAAGUAUGGCUUAUAAUGAAGGAACAGGAAAUCCAAGCCGUUGGUGUUAUGGAGACUGGGAAGGACUGGGGAGUGUUUGCUAGGGGCCUGAGGACUAGUUGGGUAAGAGGGGGCUGACUGCUCCAGUGGCCGCGGUCAUAGUUUCUCUCUUUAGUCUACCCCACCAUCAGAGCAAAAAAGGUGGUUAGGAAGUGGUUGUUACUAGAGGGCAGAGGAAAAGGUUCCAGCCCCAGUGAGGAAGAGGCAGGUGGUGGUGGUGGGGCCCGGCCCUGUGUGAGCUUACAGCCGCCCUUCCUCUCCUCAGUUAUUUUUGGUCUCUGUGACCUGUAGGUUUCCUGUUAGUGGGAACAGAAGUGACAGGAACGAGUUCCCACUAUAGAAAUGAACGCCGGGAGUCCAACUCAUUCCCCUUCUCUCUUCCCUUAGCCUUUGAACUUCUCAGGGAUCCAGGCCUCUAAGACUGCGUGUUAGUGGCUUCAGGCGCUGCGCCAGACACUUCCUUUGAGUCUCAUCUCCUAACCCCUCCCCUAUCCCCAGUAGGGCCUUGCAAUUCCUGGACCCCUCGUUAAAGCAAGACAGUCCUUUCCUCUGCAGAACCAGUUUACCCACCAGUAACCCUUCCGUGUGGCUCUGGGUGCUGAAAUGGGGAGGAGUUGGCCGCCAGGUGAACAGGAGACAGAAGCACCCCGGAAGCUUCCAGGCAGUCCCCGCGUCACGUGGGGCUCUACCUAGUCGGCCUCCUAAGGCCCCUCCUUACGCAUGCGCCCAUUCACUGCCGGGUCCCCAUCUAUGCCUGAAUCCCGCCCUGCCCUUCUGGUUCCGCCCCUGCCCGGGAGCCCCGCAUCCUCAUUGGCGAGCUCUGGACGUGGAUGUUGGCCAGGGUGGCCCGGCGCGGACACCCCAGUGAUAAAAUGGACCAUCCACGAGGAAACUAGCGCGCUCCAGGGGUGUGGCUCAAAUCGCAGUUCCGCCCUCUGGCUCCCAGCCCAACACCGAACCGGGAUCGAUCUGGCGGCGGCUUGAACUAGCUCAGCUGCGAGCUCGCGGAACCACGCCUCCGGGAGACUCUGGCCCGGCCGGCGCGGGCCUGGUCUUCAGUCCUAUAUCGCCCCCGCUUGGGAAAAGGUGCAGGGGCCUCUCGCCGCCUCGUCGGGACCGUCCUCUCUACCUGCCUCUGCAACCCCUCUCGGCCCCGAGCCACCCAGCAGCGGGGGUGGGUGUGCAGAGGUGCAGCGUCCAGAACCCGGCUCCCGCAGAGGCUCGGGGUGGCAGCAGCCCUGUUACGGCUUAGAUGGCGCGCAGGACCGAGCCCCCCGACGGGGGCUGGGGAUGGGUGGUGGUGCUCUCAGCGUUCUUCCAGUCGGCGCUGGUGUUCGGGGUGCUCCGCUCCUUUGGGGUCUUCUUCGUGGAGUUUGUGGCGGCGUUUGGGGAGCAGGCAGCGCGCGUCUCCUGGAUCGCCUCCAUAGGAAUCGCGGUGCAGCAGUUUGGGAGCCCGGUAGGCAGUGCCCUGAGCACGAAGUUCGGGCCCAGGCCCGUAGUGAUGACCGGAGGCAUCUUGGCUGCGCUGGGGAUGCUGCUCGCCUCUUUCGCUACUUCGUUGACCCACCUAUACCUGAGUAUUGGGUUGCUGUCAGGCUCUGGCUGGGCUUUGACCUUUGCUCCGACCCUGGCCUGCCUGUCCUGUUAUUUCUCUCGCCGUCGAUCCCUGGCCACCGGGCUCGCCCUGACAGGCGUGGGCCUCUCCUCCUUCGCAUUUGCCCCCUUUUUCCAGUGGCUCCUCAGCCACUACGCCUGGAGAGGGUCCCUACUGCUGGUGUCUGCCCUCUCCCUCCACCUGGUGGCCUGUGGUGCUCUCCUCCGCCCACCUUCCCUAGCUGAGGACCCUGCUGUGGGUGGUCCCAGGGCCCAACUCACCUCCCUCCUCCAUCAUGGCCCCUUCCUCCGUUACACUGUUGCCCUCACCCUGAUCAACACUGGCUACUUCAUUCCCUACCUCCACCUGGUGGCCCAUCUCCAGGACCUGGAUUGGGAUCCACUACCUGCUGCCUUCCUACUCUCAGUUGCUGCUAUUUCUGACCUCGUGGGGCGCGUGGUCUCUGGAUGGCUGGGAGAUGCAGUCCCAGGGCCUGUGACACGACUCCUGAUGCUCUGGACCACCUUGACUGGGGUGUCACUAGCCCUGUUCCCUGUAGCUCGGGCUCCCACAGCCCUGGUGGCUCUGGCUGUGGCCUACGGCUUCACAUCAGGGGCUCUGGCCCCACUGGCCUUCUCCGUACUACCUGAACUAGUAGGGACUAAAAGGAUUUACUGUGGCCUGGGACUAUUGCAGAUGAUAGAGAGCAUCGGGGGACUGCUGGGGCCUCCUCUGUCAGGCUACCUCCGGGAUGUGACAGGCAACUACACGGCUUCUUUUGUGGUGGCUGGGGCCUUCCUUCUUUCAGGGAGUGGAAUUCUCCUCACCCUGCCCGACUUCUUCUCCUGCUUCUCAACUACUACCUCCAGGCCCCAGGACCUUGUAACAGAAGCACCGGAUAUUAAAGUUUCCCUACCGAAGGAGGGGCUGGAAGAGGACUGAACUUCACAGAGUCAGGCCCGGAAAGCCAGAGCUUGACAGCUCCAGGUCUUCUCUUGCCACGUCUUGGUCUCCACAGAACCACAGUGCCUUAAGAUUCUCGAUCUGCCUCCCCCUAGAGCAGGCCUGGGGCUCCUGCAAUGUGUGUGCCAACCCUUUGUA
Macaca mulatta (Rhesus monkey) is the source of this 2923-nucleotide messenger RNA. RefSeq names its product solute carrier family 16 member 13 (gene SLC16A13). Gene Ontology annotation, molecular function: monocarboxylic acid transmembrane transporter activity. Gene Ontology annotation, biological process: transmembrane transport; monocarboxylic acid transport. Lineage: Eukaryota; Metazoa; Chordata; Mammalia; Primates; Cercopithecidae. The record is from RefSeq and is a predicted model, not a curated record.